AUGAAUCCUUCCGGCUACUUCCCGCUGCCCCUCGAUGAGGAAAGCAGCUUCUGCCGGACCCGAUCCGGGACUUCAACCCCUCCCCCAGUAGGGGAGAAGAAAGAGUGCAGCCCUCGGAGAAUGCCACUGCUGCUGCGAGGCGCCCGCAGCACCCGCGGUCGUAGUUCACUCCAGAUUUUCCCUGCCUCGCGACCGCCGUCUUGCUAUUAUUUUAUAGAAUGGUUAAAGAUUGAUAAGGAACUUAAGACUGCUUCUCACAAAAAGUGUCGGUCUCUCAAAAUCCUUGACAGCACCUGUUCUGACGAGGUACAGUUGUGGAGUGUGACUGCUAGAAUUUUCGCCUCAUUUCUAGCCCCAGGAGCUGCUGCUGCCCAAGCCUUGAAGCAGAUUGAACAUCUUGCUUGCUGGACUGUUAAACAGAGCAAUCAUACUUCAGAGAUCCUUGAAGAAAUGUUAGAAGAUAUGAACAGCCUUCGCCAUGCUGUAUUCCAGAAUCGAGCCGCUAUAGACUUUCUUUUACUUGCUCAAGGGCAUGGCUGUAAGGAAUUCGAUGGAAUGUGUUGUUUUAAUCUUUCUGAUCAUAGCGAAUCGAUUCAAAAACAAAUUCAUUGGUUGCUUAAUCACACUCGAUCCAUUACUAAGGAUCAUGAUCCUAUUGAUGAUUGGUUGCUUUCUGUGUUUCCAGGUCUUACUCCUUGGAUAUAUGAUAUUAUUAUGGAAGGUUUCAAAUGGAUCUUAAUCAUUAUUCUACUUGUGAUAGUUGCUAGGAUAUUGUAUAGUUGUCUGCUGCGUGCUACCGCGCCAAAAGCUGCACUUGUUGUGACUGACAACAAGGAUUCGGACAUCAUUCGUGAUUGGCUACAAGAUCAAGGGGGGCACAAUCCUACGGAUUGUUUUGCCUUACAGCCCUAAAAGAAAAAGGGGGGAAUUGUUGGAGGGCAGGUUGCUCGGCAGCACGUAGCUACUGAUUUACUAAUGAUUUACGAUGUAAUCUUAGA
This is a messenger RNA of Numida meleagris (helmeted guineafowl), 998 nucleotides long. RefSeq lists its product as uncharacterized. NCBI's taxonomy places the organism in Eukaryota, Metazoa, Chordata, Aves, Galliformes, Numididae. Bases 1 to 912 code for a protein of 303 amino acids. The record is from RefSeq and is a predicted model, not a curated record. The transcript is spliced from 2 exons.